AGAGCGCAGGCGCAGGCGCGCGGCCGCGGCGGCGGUUGGGGAGGGUUCUUCCGGAAGGUUCGGGAGGCUUCUGGAAAAAGCUCCGCGCGCUGGGCGGGCCCGCUGCUAUAUAAGGGAGGCUCGGGGGGCGGAGCGCCAGUUGCCCCAGCGUCCUGGUGCUGCUGCGGUGUGGAGCCCGUGCGGUCCGUUAGCCAAGAUGCCCGAGGAAACCCAGACCCAAGACCAACCGAUGGAGGAGGAGGAGGUUGAGACGUUUGCCUUUCAGGCAGAAAUUGCCCAGCUGAUGUCAUUGAUCAUCAACACUUUCUACUCAAACAAAGAGAUUUUUCUGAGGGAGCUCAUUUCGAACUCAUCGGAUGCUUUGGACAAAAUCAGAUACGAAAGCUUGACAGAUCCCAGUAAACUAGACUCUGGGAAAGAGCUGCACAUUAAUCUGAUACCAAACAAACAAGAUCGAACCCUCACUAUUGUGGAUACUGGGAUUGGAAUGACCAAGGCCGAUUUGAUCAAUAACCUUGGUACUAUCGCCAAGUCUGGGACCAAAGCGUUCAUGGAAGCUUUGCAGGCUGGUGCAGACAUAUCUAUGAUUGGCCAGUUCGGCGUUGGUUUUUAUUCUGCGUAUUUGGUUGCCGAGAAAGUAACUGUGAUCACCAAACAUAACGAUGAUGAGCAGUAUGCCUGGGAGUCUUCAGCAGGGGGAUCAUUUACAGUUAGAACAGACACAGGUGAACCUAUGGGUCGUGGAACAAAGGUUAUUCUCCAUCUGAAAGAAGACCAAACUGAGUACUUGGAGGAAAGAAGAAUAAAGGAGAUCGUGAAGAAACAUUCUCAGUUUAUUGGCUAUCCCAUUACCCUGUUUGUGGAGAAGGAACGUGAUAAAGAAGUCAGCGAUGAUGAGGCUGAAGAAAAGGAAGACAAGGAGGAGGAGAAAGAAAAAGAAGAAAAGGAAUCUGAUGACAAGCCAGAAAUAGAAGAUGUUGGUUCUGAUGAAGAGGAAGAAGAAAAGAAGGAUGGUGACAAGAAGAAGAAGAAGAAGAUAAAGGAAAAGUACAUUGAUCAAGAAGAGCUCAACAAAACAAAGCCUAUUUGGACCAGAAAUCCUGAUGAUAUUACUAACGAAGAGUAUGGAGAAUUCUAUAAGAGCUUGACCAAUGACUGGGAAGAUCAUUUGGCAGUGAAGCACUUUUCAGUUGAAGGACAGUUGGAAUUCAGAGCUCUUCUUUUUGUCCCAAGACGUGCUCCUUUCGACCUAUUUGAAAACAGAAAGAAAAAGAACAACAUUAAGUUGUAUGUGCGCAGAGUUUUCAUCAUGGAUAACUGUGAGGAGCUAAUCCCUGAAUACUUGAAUUUCAUUAGAGGAGUGGUGGACUCUGAGGAUCUCCCUCUAAAUAUUUCCCGUGAGAUGUUGCAGCAAAGCAAAAUUUUGAAAGUUAUCAGAAAGAAUUUGGUCAAAAAGUGCUUAGAGCUGUUCACCGAAUUGGCAGAAGACAAAGAGAACUACAAAAAGUUUUAUGAGCAGUUCUCUAAAAACAUAAAGCUUGGAAUACAUGAAGACUCUCAAAAUCGGAAGAAGCUUUCAGAGCUGUUACGAUACUACACAUCUGCUUCUGGUGAUGAGAUGGUUUCUCUCAAGGACUAUUGCACCAGAAUGAAGGAAAACCAGAAACAUAUCUACUAUAUCACAGGUGAGACCAAGGACCAGGUAGCUAACUCGGCCUUCGUGGAACGACUUCGGAAGCAUGGCUUAGAAGUGAUCUAUAUGAUUGAGCCAAUCGAUGAGUACUGUGUCCAGCAGCUGAAGGAAUUUGAGGGGAAAACUUUAGUGUCAGUCACCAAAGAAGGCUUAGAACUUCCAGAAGAUGAAGAAGAGAAAAAGAAACAGGAAGAGAAGAAAACAAAGUUUGAAAACCUUUGCAAAAUCAUGAAAGACAUUUUGGAGAAAAAAGUUGAAAAGGUGGUUGUGUCAAACCGAUUGGUGACCUCCCCGUGCUGCAUUGUCACAAGCACAUAUGGCUGGACGGCAAACAUGGAAAGAAUUAUGAAAGCUCAAGCCCUAAGAGACAACUCGACGAUGGGUUACAUGGCAGCGAAGAAACACCUGGAGAUAAACCCUGACCAUUCCAUUAUCGAGACCUUAAGGCAAAAGGCAGAGGCUGACAAGAACGACAAGUCUGUGAAGGAUCUGGUCAUCUUGCUUUACGAAACCGCACUCCUGUCUUCUGGCUUCAGUCUGGAAGAUCCCCAGACACAUGCUAACAGGAUCUACAGGAUGAUCAAACUUGGUCUGGGUAUUGAUGAAGAUGACCCUACUGCUGACGACACCAAUGCUGCUGUAACUGAAGAAAUGCCACCUCUUGAAGGAGAUGAUGACACGUCACGCAUGGAAGAAGUAGACUAAGCUCUCCCUGAAGAAUGACUUGUAUACGUGUUCAAUACUUCAUUCCCCCUGAUAAUAUAUUUCCAAGAAUUUUCUUUAUUUUUAACAUUUAAAAAAAUCUGUAUGGCAUGACAGUAGCUACUUUAAGGGGAAGAUAAGAUUUCUUUCUACUUCUGAGUGUAAUACUGUGAUACUUUAGGCACUAAAGCAGAACUAGUAAUGCUUUUCUGGUUUCACAUUGGUUUAUUUUAACAGAUUGAGGUAAAAUGUUGUAAGGUGUAUCUAAUCUCUGUUAACUUUGUGGCCUAGAGUGUUUAAGCUAUCAAGCCAGAUUCCUUAGUAGACCAAAUCUUUUGUCACCAAGUAUUCCAAGAUAUAUCUUGAUGUUUAGAAGAAAAGUAUUUGUUAAAAUGACUUGAGUUCAUCUUCUAGACUCUACUUUUUAAACUUUUCAUCUCCUUGUAGUUUCUGCAUGUACUACUUAGUCCUCUAGAAAUAAGUAUGUUUAAAGUGAAACAACUUGAUGAAACUCUACACGGGGCUUGUUUUCCAAAGAAAAAGUAUUGUUUAAAGGAGCAAAAUUAUAAGCCCUACCCAUACGUGUUGUAAAGCUGUUUUGAAAAGUAAGGCUUGUGAAUGGAAAUGUAGUGCCUGAGUCACAAAUACAGAUAAGUUAAAAAGUUG
This is a messenger RNA of Lemur catta (Ring-tailed lemur), 3061 nucleotides long. It is a transcript of the gene HSP90AA1, whose product is annotated as heat shock protein 90 alpha family class A member 1. Gene Ontology annotation, molecular function: ATP binding; ATP-dependent protein folding chaperone; ATP hydrolysis activity. The record is from RefSeq and is a predicted model, not a curated record. The transcript has 11 exons. Gene Ontology annotation, cellular component: cytosol; myelin sheath; plasma membrane. The coding region runs from base 197 to 2398 and encodes 733 amino acids. Gene Ontology annotation, biological process: protein folding; cellular response to heat; protein stabilization. Lineage: Eukaryota; Metazoa; Chordata; Mammalia; Primates; Lemuridae.